AGCACGGCACUGGUACGGGAGCGGGUGCGAGCGCUACCCAACGUCGCUCACGUCACGGCCAUCCAUUAGGCCCCCUGGGGAGGGGCCGGAGCAACGAGCGGUGGAGCGGCGGAAAAGGCCAGUUGCUGAGAAAAAAGAUGGCUGCUUCUUCAUCCUCCUCCUCAGCUGGAGGGGUCAGUGGAAGUUCUGUAACUGGAUCUGGCUUUAGUGUCUCAGACCUUGCCCCACCACGGAAAGCCCUUUUCACCUACCCCAAAGGAGCUGGAGAAAUGCUAGAAGACCUCCUUGUGACCAACAGCAGACAUUUGCAAAACAGCUGGCCAAGGUUAGGGAUGCAGUCUGUGGCCAUGGAAAAGAGCAAAGAUGGCUCAGAGAGAUUCCUUUGUGAGUCUGUUUUCAGCUAUCAAGUGGCAUCUACACUUAAACAGGUGAAACAUGAUCAGCAAGUUGCUCGGAUGGAAAAACUGGCUGGCUUGGUGGAAGAGCUAGAGGCUGAUGAAUGGCGGUACAAACCCAUUGAACAGCUACUGGGGUUUACACCCUCCUCAGGCUGACAAUGCUGGGAUUACCUCUGGAAUACAAACAAGGGCAUAUUUAGGGAGGGUCUUUUCUGCACAGCCUCUGGAUCCAGGGUUUAGAGCUGCAUAUGAAAUGGUUUGCUCACAUUCACACUUGGUGCCUCUGUAAUAAACUAUAUUUCAUGUAAGCUGAAACACCUAUGGGGAAGAGGGGGAAAAAAAACACUACAAAUUAACUAGGUUAUCUUACAAGGGAGUAUUUUUCUUCCCUAGGAACCCACUGGAGAUUGGCUUAAGUGAGACAAUCAGUUUCAAAGAAUUGGAAGGUUUCCAUUUGGGGUUUGAGGGAUUUUUAGGAAACUUCACUCAACAAGUUGUGGAUGUGGCCAAAGUGGUCUGUUGAGAAGACUCCACAUUGUCAAUCAUUCUAGGAUUAGACCAUAUCACCAAGUCAAGGUCAGAAUAAAUAGGUGUGAAAGAUAGCAGUUCCUUUAGAAGAUAAAUGGGAUUAUAACCAGAAGAGCUCCAAAUGAAGAACAGAAAAAAAUGUUAGCCCUUAUUUUCUGUCAUUAGAUACAUCACCUUUUUAUGACAUGACCUUGUUGACUGCAUGCUGAAUGCUUGGAAAGGGACUUGCCAUUUUCAUGUUGGCACAGUGUAGAAAUGAAACAGCAGGAUCCUUUUAAACCCAGAAAUCUAGGGCCCUUCUCACUGCUGGAUUCAAGCUGUUCUGUGGCAAAGAAAUCCUUUCAAAGAGCUUCAAAUUGGUUUCUUUAUCCUUUCAAAGUCUCAGGGAUUUGAAAAGGGGGAGGAGGUUAAAUUGCUUUGUUGUCAGUGAGGAAACAAAACCAUUUCUCAUAAGCAAAUGAUGGUAUGUUUCACUGUUUGUGUGCAAAUGGAUGAAGUUUCUUCACCAAAGCCUGAAUAGGUUUCUUCUCCAGUGUUUAGGACAUCCUGAACAGGGACAGCUAGUCCUGUUAUUCCUCUUGAAGUCCCAGAGUUAUGUACAACAUUUUUGGACCAUGUGCAAAUUUUUGCCUUUUAGAAAGUGUCUUUGUUGUUUUAGGUUGGGUUCCUUUUUUUUUUUUUUAAUGACUUAACAACUGACCUACUUAGACCAAAUUAAUAAAUAAGUAAAAUCCUGGUA
This is a messenger RNA of Gracilinanus agilis (Agile Gracile Mouse Opossum), 1665 nucleotides long. RefSeq names its product anaphase promoting complex subunit 16 (gene ANAPC16). Gene Ontology annotation, cellular component: cytosol; kinetochore; anaphase-promoting complex. The transcript has 5 exons. Gene Ontology annotation, biological process: protein ubiquitination. Lineage: Eukaryota; Metazoa; Chordata; Mammalia; Didelphimorphia; Didelphidae. The coding region runs from base 138 to 554 and encodes 138 amino acids. The record is from RefSeq and is a predicted model, not a curated record.